This is a messenger RNA of Gadus morhua (Atlantic cod), 2708 nucleotides long. Its product is annotated as Y+L amino acid transporter 2-like. The record is from RefSeq and is a predicted model, not a curated record. The transcript is spliced from 12 exons. Gene Ontology annotation, cellular component: membrane. NCBI's taxonomy places the organism in Eukaryota, Metazoa, Chordata, Actinopteri, Gadiformes, Gadidae. Gene Ontology annotation, molecular function: basic amino acid transmembrane transporter activity; L-amino acid transmembrane transporter activity. Bases 297 to 1769 code for a protein of 490 amino acids. Gene Ontology annotation, biological process: amino acid transmembrane transport.
AGUAUCAUGUAUAACCUCCUUCCCUGGUUGAUGGUGAACAGUAUAUAUCACACGUGUUGAGGAAGAACAAAUCAAUUCAUUGAGUAACCCUCACUCACACUGUACGAGGCUUCGCGUUUCUUGUGUGGUUUGAAUCGGGUGCCUUUUGUUUUACGGUGCAAAGUCUCUGAUUGAGUAUUUGGUUAAGCAAAUGACAACUUUGUGCGGUGCGAUCCUUUGAGCCAGCCUAUCUCCCUCAUCGAUUGGCCCUCAGUAACCUCCUCCUGUGUAACUGCUCUCCCGCCCCCGCCGCCAAGAUGGUGGCCGGCCUGGACACGGUGUCCCAGAACAGCGGGGUGAGGUUGAAACAGGAGAUCUCCCUCCUGCACGGCGUCUGCCUCAUCGUGGGUAACAUGAUCGGCUCCGGCAUCUUUGUGUCUCCAAAGGGGGUCCUCUUACACACCGGGUCGUUUGGGCUGUCUCUGGUGGUGUGGGCCAUCGGAGGCAUCUUCUCCGUCUUCGGAGCGCUGUGCUACGCCGAGCUGGGCACCACCAUAACCAAGUCGGGAGCCUCGUACGCCUACAUCCUGGAGGCCUUCGGGGGGCUCCUGGCCUUUGUUCGGUUAUGGACGUCGCUGAUGAUCGUGGAGCCGGCCUGCCAGGCAGUCAUCGCCCUCACCUUUUCCAUCUACCUCGUCCAGCCCUUCUACCCCACCUGCGCCGCCCCUUACGACGCAGUCCGUCUCAUUGCCGCUGCCAUCAUAUGCUUGUUGACGUUUGUGAACUGCAUGAAGGUGAAGUGGGGAGCAAUCCUGCAGGUGGGCUCCACUGUGGCCAAGGUCCUGGCCCUCAUCCUCAUCAUCAUCGCCGGCCUGGUCAGGCUGGCCCAAGGUAACACCCAGAACUUUGAGAACUCGUUCAAGGGCUCAAAGCUGAACCCGGGGGACAUCGCCCUGGCCCUCUACUCGGCCCUCUACUCCUACUCUGGCUGGGACACGCUCAACUUCAUCACCGAGGAGAUCCAGAACCCAGAGAGGAAUCUGCCCCUGGCCAUCGGCAUUUCCAUGCCCAUCGUCACGGUGAUCUACAUCAUGACCAACAUUGCCUACUACGUAGUCAUGGACAUGGAGACUAUCAUCACCAGCGAAGCAGUGGCUGUGACGUUUGCCGACCUGAUUCUGGGUUGGGCCCGCUGGAUCAUCCCACUGGCGGUGGCCAUCUCCUGCUACGGCGGCCUCAACUCCUCCAUCAUCGCCGCCUCCAGGUUGUUCUUCGUGGGGUCCAGAGAAGGUCAGCUGCCCAAGGUCCUGUGCAUGAUCCACAUCAAACGCUUCACACCCAUCCCCGCCCUGCUCUUCAACGGUGGCAUGGCUCUGAUCUACCUGUGCGUGAGCGACGUCUACCAGCUCAUAAACUACUUCAGCUUCAACUACUGGCUGUUCAUCGGCCUGUCCAUCGGCAGUCUGAUCUACCUGCGCAAGAAGUUCCCCGAGAGGAAUCGCCCCGUCAAGCUGAACCUGUUCUUCCCCGUGGUCUACUGCCUGUGCAGCGUCUUCCUGGUGCUCAUGUCCCUCUACAGUGACCCCAUCAACUCCCUGGUGGGCAUCGGCGUGGCUCUCUCCGGCGUACCCGUCUACUUCCUGUGCAUCCACCUGCCGGCCAGCUCCAGACCGCCCUUCCUGAACAAAGCCAUGGAUUCCUUCUCCCGGCGCACACAGAUGAUGUGCCUCUGCUGCGAAGCCUCCCCCGAUAUCGACCUUGACAAUCUGGACCCAGAUAAGAUUCGAUGAGAGGAUUACGAAUUGAGGAAGGAGUUUGGAGAGGCCAUUAACCAGAGAAGCGGAUGUGAUGUGAACGUGGCUGAAGGAGCGAUCCAAACUUGAGUUGAGCAUCCAGUAGGAGGACUGCAAGGAUUCACACAGGACUGGCUGACAAUCACAGAUUUGCACUAUCCCACACGGCCGCCUGGCUACAAUGUUUCUGAGGCGUCGCAGCUGUGGAUGUAUUUAUGUAUUUGCAAGACUUGGACAGUGAGAAUUCUUGUGAUAGUUUAACGAAUGCUCAUCACUCGAGCUUCAACAGGGCGCUUUGGACUCAACACAGGAUGCCGUAUACAUUGGAUUCUAUUUUUGUGAUUGUUGUGCAAUCAAAAAAAAGAAGUUUUUUAACUAUUAAAAAGAUGUUGACUUUCGAAAUGUUUAUUUGAUAAAAAGUUUACAGCCCCAACGGCAGAUGAUGCUUGAUGAAAGCCAAUUUGAAAACCAGUGUAAAACUGUUUCAUCCAGUAUACUUUUUGUUUUUACCGUAGCAAUUCUUGGAGUUAAUCUUUUUGUACUUUCGUUGCAAAUCUGUAGGAUUUAGAGUUCAUGAAGAACAUGGCAUUCCAUUACGGCUCAGUUUCUACGUUCAGGAUUUAUAUAAUAUCAUAAAUUGCCUUUAUCACCAAUCACCACUCAAAAACUUGAUUAUAGGAACUAGACAACAUGCUUGCCCUGUUCUGUAUUCUUUAUUUGUAUGGUACGUUUUGAUUUUACCUUGUUGAAGACCUAAAUAUGUAUCUAUCUCUAAAGGUUCAUCUUGUACAAAGCUUCCUCUACACCCACGUUCCUGCUCACCAAAUGUUCAUCUUCCUGUGUUCAGCUGAUGUGCAACACCUUGUAAUGACCAAAGGUUUCUCUGUGGGAGGGAGUCCACUCGUGUUUGUUUUAAUAUAAAAGCAAAAUAUUUCA